Molecule: messenger RNA, 444 nt
Organism: Peniophora sp. CBMAI 1063
Lineage: Eukaryota; Fungi; Basidiomycota; Agaricomycetes; Russulales; Peniophoraceae
Source: the annotation of a GenBank genome assembly
AUGGAGCACUCUGGCAUCGGAGACAACUUCAAUGACGAUGUGGAGCCGACUGAUGAUCUGCCGUUGGGGGACAAGGUGGCGCGUGGCCUGUAUCUCCUGUCAGAGUUACCACGCAAGCUGGCGCAUCAACAACCAUGUGAGCUGCUGUAUGAGGAGUUGCGUCUGCAAUGGGCGGGGAUGGGAGACGACAUCAUCAUCAUAUGGCAGUACUGCAGGAUCAAGGGAACAGUCGCCGAGUUCAAACGCAAGGUGGUUCGAGGAGAGAAGCAUACGACGCGUGCACGAAUGAAACAAAAUGCCAUUGAGGCUAACCUUGACACGGCCGCCGUCAAAGAGUCAUAUCGCGUGCAUCGCGCAUGCUUCACUAGGCUGGUUUUGCUUCUAGAUGAGGAGAAGAGGGAAGAGAAGGUGCCAGCCAAGUGGGAAGAUCAUAAAAGUGAUUAG